CAUUAUCGGACAUCUCUAGUAAUUUGGAUUUAUGCGCCUUUGCCGACCAUCGUCGGACAAAGUGGCUUCAAUGCGGUAGUAAAUAGCACACGUGAUGUUUACAUGCUGUUUGACCUACUUCAGUCGCCGUAGUCACCACUAUAAUCCUCCCCUGGUUCAAAGUAACACAAUCAAUGGCCACACGGGACGACCCGACUUUAAAUGAAAACAAACUUUGCUUGUGCUGACUUUGUUUUAAUCUGAGGCUCGUCAAGUAGCGUGGGACGAUGUUGCGUUCACGGUCCCGUCUGCUCUACUUGCUGCUCAUUGUGGACGCUCACGUGACGACAGCCGAGGAGAGACCGAGGCGGCGGCUGAAGUUGACCGAGGACGAGGCGAGCCAACCGGGCUUAGCCUGGCACGACGGCACGGUGAAGCUCAGACGCGCCGGGCCGAUAGACGCACCCGAGCCGGGGGACCAGGCUGCGGAGUUCAGGGUCCCGACUCUGAGUGGGGAGUUUGUGUACCAGCCCGGAGCAGUGUCGGGUGGCUCUGUGGUCAUUCACGCCUUCACCAACAAGUCAGCCUUCCUGGAGUGUCUGUGGAGCUCCGAGGCGUCCUUGUCCAGUCUGGUUGAGGACCUGCCGGCACGUACUCAGGUGCUCUUCCUCUCCUUGGACGACUCCUCAGUGACGGAUGCUCUGUGGAUGCGGGAGCGACUGCACAACGCCGCCAUGAAGCACAGUCAAAAGGAGGUUCUGUCCAGGCUCCACUUCUCUCCAGUACCGGUCUUUGCUCUGGGGAACUGGAUCCCCAGUGUUCUGUACUACUGGGCCUGCACGGGUCACAACUGCGGCCUGGCCCAGGCGGUCUUCACCUCCCAGGGAUGGAGCAUGCCAGUGAUCGUCAAGCGACUGGACGCCAGAUACGAUUGGCUGACGGCGCGCUGGGGCCAGGGGUCGUAUCAGCUGAGGGAUGCGGGCGACGGAUGUGAUCCCUCGCCCUCGGUGGCGGGUUCUGUGGCCUGGCUGUCUGAGGGCAACUGCUCCUUCUUCACCAAGAUGCGAAACAUGGCUAAGUCCGACGCCUCGGGUGUCCUGGUCUACGUCCAGCCCGGUAGCCCCAUCCGGGAUAUGAACUGCGCCGGGGAUGAGUGUUUGUCUCCGCUGGGCCUCCCUGCCGCCAUGGUGCACCUGGAGCCUUCCGUUGCCCACGCGCUGCGGUUUGGCCGGGUCAACGUGUCUUUCCAGACCACGCCCUCCCCGAACUUCUUCAUGGGCAUCGACCAGCAGGGAGCGAUGGCCGAGAUGGGCUGGUUCCUCUACCCCACGUUCAGCUUUGUCAACUGGCAGGCACAGUGGUUUGACUUCUACUCCGAUCUGCUGAUGAAACUUGAGUCUCCUGCCACUGUUAUUCCGGUCUUUGACAAAGUCCAAAUGCAAGGGGACAAAGGAGCCGUGGCUGUGGUCAACCUCCCGUCAGACUUGUCGGACUUUGACAGGCUGGUGCUGGACACGUCCUUGUCGUGUCCCGGCAGGAGAGACUUGUCCUGCGCUCAGUGGGACCACACGGUGCAGCUCUUCGUGUGCUGCGACCACCUGGGACCUUUCUGCAACGUGGAGCUGGGCCGCUGGAUCACUGCUUUCAGAAGAGGUAUCGGCCACUGGCAGACGGACGUCUCCCCCCUCAUUCCCGUCCUGGACGCCAACAAGUGCACCUUCACCAUGACGACGGUCCCGUGGGCGAUGCCGUGGAUCGUCUCCCUCAACCUGAGAUUCAGCGCCGCCAACCUCACAAGCAAUCACACGGAGAAGCUCCGCCCCUUCACGGUGAUGUCACUGUAUAGCGGCGGAACUUUCAACAGUACCUACAACAAGAUGUACCUGCCCAUCAAGUUCCCCGUGCCGGUCUUCACCAAGAAGGUGGAGCUGUACGCCGUCAUCACAGGACAUGGCAGCGACGAGAAUGGCUGCGGGGAGUUUUGUGUCACCUCCCAUCAUUUCCUGUUUAACGGCGUCCAUAACAACAGUCGCACAUUCGACUCUGCAGGAUCGGCGCUGGGCUGCGCUGAGCGAGUGAAAGAUGGCGCUGUGCCCAACGAGCACGGCACCUGGCUCUACGGGAGAGGCGGCUGGUGCGAUGGACUUCAGGUCGAUCCCUGGAGGGUCGACGUCACCCAGCAGUUGGAGCUGAGUGGCUUUGAAUCCAACACUGUGGUCUACUUUGGCUUGUUUGGCGGGAAGGAUCCAGACCCGUCUUAGCAGCCGGGUUACAUCAUCAUGUCCUCUUUUCUAGUCUUUUACAAAUGAUACUUGAUUAAAC
Entelurus aequoreus (snake pipefish) is the source of this 2301-nucleotide messenger RNA. RefSeq lists its product as uncharacterized. Gene Ontology annotation, molecular function: oxidoreductase activity, acting on paired donors, with incorporation or reduction of molecular oxygen, reduced ascorbate as one donor, and incorporation of one atom of oxygen. NCBI's taxonomy places the organism in Eukaryota, Metazoa, Chordata, Actinopteri, Syngnathiformes, Syngnathidae. The coding region runs from base 267 to 2240 and encodes 657 amino acids. The record is from RefSeq and is a predicted model, not a curated record. The transcript has 12 exons.